Messenger RNA from Juglans microcarpa x Juglans regia, 1677 nucleotides. RefSeq lists its product as uncharacterized. Bases 256 to 1470 code for a protein of 404 amino acids. The transcript has 6 exons. The record is from RefSeq and is a predicted model, not a curated record. NCBI's taxonomy places the organism in Eukaryota, Viridiplantae, Streptophyta, Magnoliopsida, Fagales, Juglandaceae.
UCAUUGGGCUGGCUGGCGGAAGUUGAGAGAUCAGAGCCAGAUGGGUAGUGGGUACGCUAUUCGUCGGCGUUGACGUCUCGCUCCUCUGAGACACGGAGAAGGAGAGCGCCCACGGGAAUAGGCAGAAGAAGAAGAAGAAGAAGAAGAAGAAGUUUGAGCAAAAGGAACUGGAAGUUGUUAUUUUGUGUAUAGAAGAAGCGAAGAGCCAAGAGCGGGGAGCCGGAGGGGGUUUGAAGUUUGAAUCAGAUCAUACGAAUGGCGUAUAGAAGGAGGCAGCAGGGAAUGGUAUCAAGGCAUUCGACCGUUGCAUUAGAUGCGGAUGAUGAUGAAGAUGAAGCAGAAGAAGAAGACGGAGAAGAGGAAGCAAAACGAGAAAUUCACAAGCCUCAGCCUCAUCGCGACUCCUCAUCACUCGUCGCCAAGGCAAUUAGAGCAUCUUCCGCCUACCGCGACACUUCUCUCUCCUCUGCUUAUGGGCACUCUUCCCGCUCUCCCAACCCAACACCCGCAUCUCCUUCUCGUUCUCCGCCCGUCGCUCUACAGGAUUCACAAUCAUAUGAAUAUACAUCAAUCAAAAGUUUGAACGAACCCAAACAUGGAUUUUGGGGUGUUCUGGCUAGAAAAGCUAAAGCAAUUCUUGAUGAUGAUAGCGUACCCCAACAAAUUCACACACCCGAAAGUACGAGGCCACACAUGCCUGGUAGAGCAACAAUGGGCAAGUACCAAAAUCCCAUUCACUCGGAUGAGAGGCGUCAAAACAUGGAAAGCCCUAAACUACAAAAGGGGUUGGGUGCCAUUGCAUCUUCUCUUAAUCACAUUGGUGGCACCAUUGGUAGUGCUUUAGAGGAGGGCAUUACCAUUGUGGAGAGCCGGACUGCAGAUAUCAUUCAAGGAACUCGUAAGCAUAUCAGAAAAAAGCCCAGUGGUUCUGAGGUACAGAAUGAGGCAUCAAAGAUUUCUACUACAUCACAACGACCCCAAAUGCAACCCCAGAUGCAAACCGACCAAGAACUUCAGUUGAAGGCAUCUCGCGACGUUGCAAUGGCAAUGGCUGCGAAAGCAAAGCUUCUUCUUCGGGAGUUGAAGACUGUCAAAGCAGAUCUGGCUUUUGCGAAGGAGCGAUGCGCUCAGCUGGAAGAAGAAAAUAAAAUUCUUCGGGAGAAUCGUGAAAGGGGAAGGAAUCCAGAAGAUGAUGAUUUGAUUCGGCUUCAACUUGAAACGCUUUUGGCAGAGAAGGCCAGAUUGGCUCACGAAAACUCAGUUUAUGCACGCGAGAAUCGGUUUCUGAGGGAAGUUGUUGAAUACCACCAGCUCACAAUGCAGGAUGUUGUAUACCUGAAUGAGGGCACUGAAGAGGUCACAGAAGUGUAUCCCGUCACGGUUCCCUCGGGGUCAAAUCUAAACUACGCUUCCUCAGCAUCAUCUCCACAACGACCCUCUUCAUUUCCUUCUGGGUCUGUCCGCAAGUGAUCGAGGACAGGACAUUACCCCUUGCACACACCAUAGCCAAACGAGUGUUAUCAAUUGCCGCCUAAAGUAGCUCUUGUAGCCUAUCCCCACGGCAGAAAAUCCUAAAAAAGACAUUACAAAUCCUUCUCAUUGAUUAGCGAUGUCCUCCUGUAUUCUAUGUUGUUAGCCAACGAUUGGAAAUUACAAAUAUAACUUUAUUGCUUGUUA